Molecule: messenger RNA, 861 nt
Organism: Dalotia coriaria
Lineage: Eukaryota; Metazoa; Arthropoda; Insecta; Coleoptera; Staphylinidae
Exons: 3
Coding region: 65-778 (237 amino acids)
Source: RefSeq, a predicted model, not a curated record
AAUUGCUGUAGAAAUCAUCAGUUCCUCAACACCUGAUUCCAACGACGAUCAACAACAAACAACAAUGAAAUUCCUCAUUCUUUUGGGAGCUAUUGCCAUGGCUUCGGCCGUUGACUUCGAGAUCCAGAACAACCUUCCCGGAGCCAUCUGGGUUGGUAUUUUGGGAAAUGGUGGUAAGGCUCCAUUGGCCAAUGGUGGCUUUGUUUUGGAAGCUUAUGCCUCCAGGACUGUGAGCAGUGAUGACCAAUGGGCUGGCCGUUUCUGGGCCCGUACCUGGUGCGACCCCAACACCCAGCACUGCCAGACUGGUGACUGUGGAAACCGUCUCGAGUGCGCCGGAAACGGUGGUGCCCCACCAGUAUCCCUCGCUGAAAUCACCCUCCGUGGAUGGCAGGGACAAGAUUUCUACGACAUCUCCUUGGUCGAUGGUUACAACGUAAAGGCUUCGAUUGAACCCAUCAAUGGUAACGGUGACUGCAAGGCUGUCCGUUGCGCUACUGAAAUCAACGACAUCUGCCCCGAUGAUUUGAAACAGGCUGGUGGUGACCAUGGUGAAUACACCGUUGCUUGCUUCAGCUCCUGCGCCAAAUACAACACUGACGAAUACUGCUGCCGUGGAAACUGGGGUCUUCCCACCACCUGCGACCCCAACACCUGGGCCGUCAACUCCGCCACUGUAUUCAAACAGGCUUGCCCAGAUGCGUACAGCUACGCUUACGAUGACUUGACCAGCACCUUCACUUGCGUCUCCAACCAUUACAAGGUUACUUUCGGUUAAACUGAUUAGGAUUACGAUAAAACUUCACAAUAUGUUUACAAUAUUGUCUCUUAAUUCAAUAAAAUGAUUCAUUCAAAAUUAAA